AUGUCGGCCUACGCCCCGAUCUCGUCGUCGGACGUUGGUGGUGAGCCACAGCGCCCCUCCCGCCAGCAGGCGGGCCGCUCCAGCUCGUCCAACAACACCAACCGCUACUCGGCCGGCUCCUUCUUCACCUACCCCGUCUCGCGCACCGUCUCCGGCCUGCUGCGGCGCAUCUCGACCGAGCCCUCGUCGUCGAACGACUUGUCGUCGGCCUCCAUGGGCGGCCUGAAACCGAACACCAGCCGUGUGCCUGGCGUCUACACGCCGCCGCGGCGCCAGGCCUCGCCGUUCCAGCCGCCGCCGCUGUCGCCCUUGAAUCUGGAGGGCUGGAAGGAGGGCACGAGCGACCGCUCGAAGCUGCUGUCGCGCCAACUCGCCGAGGAGAUCCGGCUGCUGAUCCCGCCGCGCCUGCAGCUGGUGGAAACGUGGAAGCUCGCGUACAGCUUGGAACAGGACGGCGUCAGCUUAGCGACGCUGUACAAAAAUUGCGAGGAGCUCAGAGGGAAGCGUGGGGGCUACGUCUUGGUUGUUAGAGACGGCGAUGGCGGGGUAUUUGGCGCAUACCUGACUGACGCUCCGCACCCGAACCCGCAUUUCUUCGGCACUGGCGAGUGCUUCCUGUGGCGGGCUCACGUCCUGCCUGGCCUGCCUAGCCUCGCCUCGCUCCCGCCGCCACCCUCGGCCGAUACCACAAACGCCCAGCGCAUGACGACAAUAGCACAGCCGAAACACCACCUAAGCCCGCCCAACUCGAAUGCCCCGAGCAAUGGUGGCAGCGGUGCUAGCACACCCGAGAGAAUUAGAUUCAAAGCAUUCCCGUACAGCGGCGUAAACGAUUACAUGAUGUUCUGUGAGACAGGGUUUCUGAGUGUAGGCGGAGGUGACGGUCAUUAUGGCCUCUGGUUAGACGACAACCUCGAGAACGGCAUCUCCAGCUCCUGCCCUACAUUCGGCAACGAGCCUCUCAGCGACGAAGGCGAGAAGUUCGACGUCAUGGGAGUUGAGCUGUGGUUUAUCGGUUAA
Molecule: messenger RNA, 1020 nt
Organism: Lasiodiplodia theobromae
Lineage: Eukaryota; Fungi; Ascomycota; Dothideomycetes; Botryosphaeriales; Botryosphaeriaceae
Product: Oxidation resistance
Exons: 3
Coding region: 1-1020 (339 amino acids)
Biological process (GO): response to oxidative stress
Cellular component (GO): nucleus
Source: RefSeq, a predicted model, not a curated record